CUCUUGCAGUCUGGUUGCUGCAAGCCAUCAAACGACUGCAAAUUUGCCUAUGUGAGCCCGACCAACUGGACCAGGACUGCAAGUUCAUCCUCAACCAAUCCAGACUGUGGCCUGUGGAACAACGAUCCAAAUGUCUUGUGUUACGGCUGCCAAUCCUGCAAAGCCGGGCUGUUAGACAAUAUCAAGAGUGACUGGAAGAGGGUAGCUGUACUCAACAUCAUAUUCCUCGUCUUCCUCAUCGUCGUCUACUCUGUUGGAUGUUGUGCCUUCAGAAACACUAGGCGUGACGAUUCUUAUAAGCGUUACCCUUGA
Messenger RNA from Nicotiana tabacum (common tobacco), 312 nucleotides. NCBI's taxonomy places the organism in Eukaryota, Viridiplantae, Streptophyta, Magnoliopsida, Solanales, Solanaceae. The record is from RefSeq and is a predicted model, not a curated record.